AAGAAAAGAAAAAAAAAUAGAUAUCUAGUCGGCAUCCCUUUCCUGAUAUUUUUUAUGUAAAACCAUGAUGAUCACGUGUCAUGUUCUCAACGUGGUAAUAUAGAAACUGCUACUACAGAUACAUUACAAGUUAUAGAAACUAUGUGGGUGUGAUGAGGAAGACAUGUCUGAGUCAUUUUCAUACAGUUACCCGUGGCUUUGAUUGAUGGUCACAUGUUUGCGGGCUUGGUUCCUAGAACUACGUCAGAUUAAUUGAUCUUCACGAGGGAGGAGAUUUUCACACACUGAAAACGGCGGCUAUAGAUGAAAGGUUACCAAGUAAGCUACUGAAACUUCAUUUGGCUCAGCUAAGUGCUCCGCAGGGCAUUUUGUGUGAAACACCUGCAGUGGUGCGUUGCCCGUUGUUUCGACAUAGGCAGGCACACAGAGGCCACAAAAAGCAACCUUUUAAAAGAAAAGUAAAAAAAAAAAAAAAAUACAUUUCUUAUGAUUUGUUUUAAUCUGGUCAAUAUUGCAGAAUUUUAAUGAAACGAACAGAGUGGACAAUUCUUUACAGAAAAAAAAAAAUCAGUAAAUCACUGUUGAUCCAAAAUAUUAAAAUCCUGAUUAACUCCUAACAAGAUAGGCAAAUAAUUAACAUUUUUAGGAGGUGGAUCACUUUGUUUUUUGUUUUUUUUUUGUUGUUGUUUUUUUGGCAAUCUCUUUUCUUGCCUUUUCUUAACAAGAAAAGGAGAUGAGUCAGUAUUUCUGUAUUUAGCCGAGUGUAAUCAUUUGGGAGCCAGGGAGGCUUGGGUUCUUCUUACUACAAAACUACACAAAAGCACAAACAUAGUUAUUAAAAGAGAAAUACUUCUUGUUGUGCCGUAUUUACUCCACUCAUGAAUUGUGGCCAGGGGCAGAACAAUAUCAUUUAGAGGGCCACACUUUGGAAACGCCUGAUCUAACCCUGUCCAUUGUGGCUCUGGUUGUAUGAUUCUGUUGCAGUCUGUAACAGAUUUUCUUCUGGGAUUGCUCCGCAUUGCUUUGACCAACUUUGACCAGUUUCAGCAUUCUUUCUGAGAAAAUAUCGCCCGCAGGAUGCUUCGUGACGCUAACGCCACUAAGUUGAAUGGAGGGAUGGAGUGUUCAGAUCGCCGUACAGUGCUGGUUUUCUGUUACACUUAAGUUCAGUUUUGUUCUGAUGAAGUGUCAUAUAAGGAUUGGUAGGAAACUUGGUUUGACUGACACGUAGUGGUGGAGAAAACCUUUAAUUUCCCCUUAGAUUUUAGGGAUGCCAGUAUAAAACUGCAGGGCCACAUUAUUAAAGUUUUUUUUUUGCAUUUGAAAAAGACUGUACAUUUGAUAGAUCUGUAUGCCCAAGCCAAUAUAAUGAAAUUUUAUUGGCAACUGUAUGUCCAGUGCAAAAUUGCUGGUCAUAUUUCGCCUGCUUUCUCUUAUGUGACAGAGCAGUGCCAAACUGCUGCGAGUUCUCUCUCUUCGCUCCGCAUUUUUCUUCCACUUGCACAACUGUAAGCUACGUGAUGACUGACUGCACACAUGAAAUCUCAUUAAUAGAUGACAAGAAUCGAGGUUGGAACAUGAAAAAGCGUGAACAGGUCAAAUGGGUGCCUUUUGAGGUUGCUCAUUGUUUGUUAGGGAAAGAAUCCAUCCUGUCAGUUUGAAAUCCAAACAAUUAUUUGUGGAUGUCUUGCAGGUACGCCUGAAAGCGACACCGUGUGUGAACACUGUCCGGAUGGUUAUUUCUCUGCUGGAGGCUCCUCCACGUGUCAGCCGCACAGACUCUGUGCUGAUUACGGCAUGAAGACUCUGCGAUGGGGAACGUCCACUUCAGACAGCCUGUGUGGCUCUCCUGACAUCAAGGACUGCUCCCAGCAUCACACUCUGUGCCACAAUGAUGCGACUCUGUGUGAAGAAGCAGUUUUCCAGUCUCUGGCGUCGCUGCGACUGUCCUCGGUGCCUCUGGAGCGAAUCCUCGAGAAUCUCCCUGGACAGAAGGUUGAUCUCAAGAGCCUGGAGAGGCUGAAGAAGGUGUGCUCUCCUCAGCAGCAGGUCCUGCACCUGCUGAGGCUAUGGAGAGAGCAGAACAAGGACAAGUUGUACGGCAUCAUACAAGGCGUGAACCACUGUGAGCGUAAGGUCUCCCGCUGCAACGCUCUAAAGAACCUGACCGUAGACGACCUCAUGAAAGUGACCAACAGCCUGCCGGGAGUAAAGGUCCAGGAGCAGGAUGUGAAGGCCGUGGUCUCCACCUGCCUGCCCAGGCAGUACCUGCUGCAGAUCCUCCACCUGUGGAAAUCUGCAAACUACAACCUGGAUCUAGCCAAAGGUCUGACUCGUAGCCUGAGGGUGCUGCGCAGCCAGGAAGCGCCGCGGUAUCUCGUCAAAAGCCUCAAGAAAAUCAGCCGCAUCAUAGGGACCACGUCAGCGCACAAGAAGUACGAGAAGAUGUUCAUGAGCAUGUUUCAGGAUGAGUCGUGCUUCAAAGCUCACAAGCAGCUAAACGAAUGAAGUCGUGAGACGCGCAAACAUGAAACUAUGCAGCCGACAGCAUUUCGAAAACACAAAUGCGUUAUCCGACUGAAAACACGUGAAAAGAUACAUACGAAGCAAAAGAACACAGCAGCCGUUGGGCAGAGGAAAACGUCAUUUGUGAGAGAACGGUGUUGGAUGAGGAAAUACCAAGCAAAGCACAUUGAGUACAGAGGAAUAAGGAAUGCAUACAGAACGUAUUUUGUUGCUCUACAAAUAAUCCCACAGGCAAAUGUUGUCAUCCAGGAUCUAAAGUCUCAAUGUGUGUAGGGAUGAAUCUAAUUAGCCUGAAACAGGAAGAAAAGAACCCCCACAGCUAAUGUGUUCUCACAUCUGUUUCCUAGAAAUAUUUUCUUUUUUUUUUUUAACCAGAGUCUGUUAAAAAUUAAGAUCUAGUUAAGAUGUAAACAAGAGGCUGCUUCACAAAAAAACAAAACCAAAAAAAGGCUGAAGAUUCUGAUUUGUACUUAUUAGAGCUUUCUCGCUGUUUGAGAGCAAGAAUUUGAUUUCAUAAUGAAAUACAUUUAUUUUCCUCAGCUGUCCAUUUUCAUUUGUUCUGGAAUGCUACACAGUAAAGCUGGUUUGUUUUACAUUUCUUUUUUUUUUCUUUUUUUUGGUCAGUUAUAUGAAUGUAUAAAGGAGUGCAAUUGAGUGUUUUCUUUAUUUAAAGUGUAAUUUUACUUUCUUAAAGUGUAAAAGCUUGUUUUUAUUAUUUUUUAUCGUAAAUACUGGAUUCUGAAAUGCUGCAAGUCCCUGAAGUGAUAUUUUUUUAUAUUUUGUUUUGUCACUUUUGUAUUGGAAGUGGAUGGUCUGUGUUGUAUAUAUAUAUAUACAUAUGCCUGCCUGUUUCUCUUUAAGCUUGUUUAACUAAGUUGUGAAGAUUUGUAAAACUCUGACGACAGUCAGUUUGUAAAAAAGUCUUGUUUUAUUAUAAAAAAAAAGCAUUGAACAGAAAAAAAUGGCCCGUCUUUGCUUUUCUGUUAUCAACGAAAAUCCUGACCUAAAAUGA
This is a messenger RNA of Poecilia latipinna (sailfin molly), 3538 nucleotides long. Its product is annotated as tumor necrosis factor receptor superfamily member 11B-like. The transcript has 3 exons. The record is from RefSeq and is a predicted model, not a curated record. NCBI's taxonomy places the organism in Eukaryota, Metazoa, Chordata, Actinopteri, Cyprinodontiformes, Poeciliidae. Bases 1798 to 2508 code for a protein of 236 amino acids.